Schistocerca piceifrons (Central American locust) is the source of this 1192-nucleotide messenger RNA. RefSeq names its product eukaryotic translation initiation factor eIF1 (gene eIF1). Gene Ontology annotation, biological process: translational initiation. The record is from RefSeq and is a predicted model, not a curated record. The coding region runs from base 135 to 467 and encodes 110 amino acids. Gene Ontology annotation, cellular component: eukaryotic 43S preinitiation complex. The transcript has 3 exons. Lineage: Eukaryota; Metazoa; Arthropoda; Insecta; Orthoptera; Acrididae. Gene Ontology annotation, molecular function: ribosomal small subunit binding; translation initiation factor activity; RNA binding.
CCGUAUAUACGUUUCCGGUAAAGAAUUGAGCUUAGAAGGUUUUGUGCGUCGUAGAAAUUGUCGUGCUUGCAUAUCAGACUAGUAUUUUGCACUUUGCAGGUGUAUAUUUCACAGUUGCAUACUUUGUUUGUCGUAUGUCCAUCCAGAAUCUUAACACAUUCGACCCCUUUGCUGAUGCAAUCAAGGGUUCAGAUGAUGAUGUCCAAGACGGUCUCGUGCAUAUAAGAAUUCAGCAAAGGAAUGGUCGUAAGACGUUAACUACUGUCCAAGGACUUUCAUCGGAGUAUGACUUGAAGAAGAUUGUCCGAGCAUGUAAAAAGGAGUUUGCCUGUAAUGGCACAGUAAUUGAACAUCCGGAGUACGGCGAAGUACUUCAGCUUCAGGGUGACCAGCGAGAAAAUAUUUGCCAGUGGUUGACAAAAGCAGGGCUUGCCAAGCCUGAACAGCUUAAAGUUCACGGGUUUUAAACAAAAGGAAAUUAAAAACUGUAAUCCAAAUGAUCCUCCUAUAAAAAUUUUAAUUGGUUUGGGAAUCUCAGGAGUGGGGAUCACCUGUGAAAUCAUAGUCAGUAGUUGCUAAUUUUGGCACGACUUCAUUACUCUUUAUCAACCUGUAGCAGACGUUAACUUUCUUAGCUUCAAUUCUUUCCUUAUGCUCUUUAGGUAAGGUUCCCUCUGUAUAGGAAAUUAUCUUUCAUAUUGAACAUUCAAGGAAAGGAAAUAAUGUGUUUUGCCUUUAUGAGGUAGUAUGUAUCUUGGCACCAUUGAUGACUUUCGAGAAUGUAUCAUCUGUUUAGGAAGAGUGUGUGAUUGAAUGGAAAAAUCUAAUGGGCAAUUUUGCUUUAACAAUUAUAUGUAUUUUUGUAUAGGAAAAAUUAACUGUGCUUAACAUUUCUUUGUGCAGAAUGCCUUAUUUGUUUUUUAUCUGUCACAAGAUGGCAUGUGUGAUUGCAACCUCUUACUCCAUCAGUGCCUUUUGUGGGGGCAAUCAUACGAUACAGAAAUUGUAGCUUGCAAAUUUUUAUAGUACACUUUUUAUUAACAAAUGUGAAGGGAGCCUUUAGAUUACUUAAAAUAUAUUGACAUUGUAUCCCCACUUUUCAUUAAAAAUUAAUGAUCUAAAGCAUUAGAAAAUGACCAUAAGUAUGGUAUGUAACAUUUGAAUUGUUUCAAUAAAUUUAUUAAUGGAGUAA